AUGGUAUUCAGAUCACAUUUUACUUUACUAAUAUUAUCGAUCGCUAUAACUAUUGGAAAUGUUUCAACAAGUUCUCUUUGGAAUUCUAAUAAAAAUACAUUUUUGAAUUUUACUCAACUAAGUGGUCGGUACAAUUUUUGGACUGAAGAACAUACAGUAACAACUGACGAUGGAUAUAUUCUUACUGUAUUUCGAAUGAGGAGUAAAGACUGUUUUGCGUUUAAAAAAUAUCCGGUAUUGCUUAUUCACGGACUAUUUCAAAGCGCAGACACUUGGCUAGAUGCUGGACCAGACGCGGGACUGGCAUAUCUAAUAGCGAACGAAUGUUACGACCUGUGGGUAGGAAACCAGCGAGGUAACUAUUACGCAAGGAAACAUGUCACUUUAAAUCCAGAUAGAGAUCCAAUAUUUUGGAAAUUCUCAAUAGAUCAAAUGGGAAUCUAUGAUCUCCCUGCCAUGGUGGAUUAUAUUUUAAAGAAUACUAAAAAGGAUAAACUGAGCUACGUUGGCUUCUCGCAGGCUGUUGGAACAUGUUUGAUCAUGUGUUCAGAGAGAUCUGGUUAUUGUGACAAAGUGAAUAUCCUAAUAGCCUUAGCUCCAUCAUCGAGAAUUACCAAUAUGAAAUCAGUAGUUUUAAGAACUGUUUUUGACAAAUUUAACAAAUUGAAAGAUGUUUUAACUUCCAUUGGCGUGUACGAAGUAUUUGCUUUAGGUGAACCCGUACAAGCGCUGGUGAGCUUACUGUUUAAAUCUGAUAUAUUUGCAUGGGUGACCUCUAGUACCGGGCUAGGUUUAUUUGACUCACCUAAUCCGGGAUCUAUAGAUAGCAAAACUCUGCAGCAAAUAGCCACGCAUACACCGUCCGGAACGUCAACGCAUACUUUAGCUCAAUAUGGACAGAGUUUGGAAACGGAUAAUUUCCAAAAAUUUGAUUACGGAAAGAAACUAAACAUUGAAACUUACGGAACAGAUCAAGCGCCAAUAUACAAUUUAUCUGCUACGACUGCACCUGUAGUGGUCUUGUAUGGGAACAACGAUCAUGUUGAUUAUAUUGAAGAUGUUUUAUGGAUGGUAAAACAAUUGCCGAAUGUAUUGGAAGUGAGAGAAAUCGCUGACCCUCUGUGGAACCAUUUUGAUAUGGUGUACAGCCAAAAUAUUAAGAAUCUGAGUUUCCCUAUUGUGAGUGAGUAUUUACUAAAAUACAGCACAGCGUAA
Messenger RNA from Bicyclus anynana (squinting bush brown), 1215 nucleotides. Its product is annotated as lipase 1-like. Gene Ontology annotation, molecular function: hydrolase activity, acting on ester bonds. The transcript has a single exon. NCBI's taxonomy places the organism in Eukaryota, Metazoa, Arthropoda, Insecta, Lepidoptera, Nymphalidae. The coding region runs from base 1 to 1215 and encodes 404 amino acids. Gene Ontology annotation, biological process: lipid metabolic process. The record is from RefSeq and is a predicted model, not a curated record.